Molecule: messenger RNA, 2197 nt
Organism: Ochotona princeps (American pika)
Lineage: Eukaryota; Metazoa; Chordata; Mammalia; Lagomorpha; Ochotonidae
Gene: CCDC25
Product: coiled-coil domain containing 25
Exons: 9
Coding region: 138-764 (208 amino acids)
Source: RefSeq, a predicted model, not a curated record
ACAGCGUUAGGACGCGCCGUCGUCCGCCGGAAGUGCGCGAGACGUUCCGGGGAGCGGGCGGGCGCCGCGCGUCUGGAGAGGGUCGCAGUCUGAGGGCUGGUACUUGGCUCCGCGUACUCCUCGCCACCGCCGGGAUCAUGGUGUUCUACUUCACCAGCACUAGCGUUAAUUCAUCUGCUUACACUGUUUACAUGGGAAAGGAUAAAUAUGAAAAUGAAGAUCUGAUCAAGUAUGGCUGGCCUGAAGAUAUUUGGUUUCAUGUGGACAAACUCUCUUCGGCUCAUGUAUAUCUUCGAUUACAUAAGGGAGAGAAGAUAGAAGACAUUCCAAAGGAAGUGCUGAUGGACUGUGCCCACCUUGUGAAGGCCAACAGCAUUCAAGGCUGCAAGAUGAACAACGUUAAUGUGGUAUAUACACCGUGGUCUAACCUGAAGAAAACAGCUGACAUGGAUGUGGGGCAAAUAGGCUUUCACAGGCAAAAGGAUGUAAAAAUUGUGACAGUGGAGAAGAAAGUGAAUGAGAUCCUGAAUCGAUUAGAAAAGACCAAAAUGGAACGUUUUCCAGACCUGGCAGCAGAGAAAGAAAGCAGAGACCGUGAAGAACGGAAUGAGAAGAAAGCACAGAUUCAGGAAAUGAAAAGGAAAGAAAAAGAAGAAAUGAAGAAGAAGAGGGAAAUGGAUGAACUUAGGAGCUAUUCAUCACUAAUGAAAGUUGAGAAUAUGUCUUCAAAUCAGGACGGCAAUGAUUCAGAUGAAUUCAUGUGAGAAGAGAAAAGGAUCAUGAAUGAUGUGAAUAUAGAGACAGUUGCGGAUCUUUUUGACUUCAGCUAUGCUCUGGAUUAUUAAAAAAGCAACCAAAUUUCUACCUUUAUUCCUCAGAUACUGAUGUUGGGGUUAAAAAAAAAUUACUUCUUUUUCUUUUCUUUUUCUGACAGAAAAGGAUCAGACAUGCAGACAGCAUAUCAUUUAGCAAAAUGAAAAUGUUUUUGCAAGAAUUAUGUCUUGAUCCUUUAUGAAAGCUGGCAGCUUUUGCUCUUGAGAUAGACUUUCGAACAAACCAGAAAAAUAUUUCUGUUGCUGUGGUCUAUCCCUGAAAACAGAUGUCUUGAAAUGCUUUUCAUACUCUUAAAAUAUCUUCACUUCCGUUAAGAAGAAUGUGUUGAUUGGAAAUAUGCGUGAGCAUGUCCUCAUCCCAGAUUUCUGGAUUAAAAAAAAGGCACAUGGAUUUUGAAGAUGAUAGUGACAUUUUCAGAUUUUUGGCUUCAAUAUUCAUGUUCUAUUGUGACCUGAGUCUGUUGGCAUAAUAAUCCUUACCUCUCAGUGUUUCCCAGCUCCUGCAUCUGUCCUUGCUUCCUGUGAGUGGACACGUCCGUCUUACUUCAUCAUGCUUAAAGAAAUGGUGGGUGUGAGGGCUGAGCUUGGCAGCACAAAGUUAACCCUUGCCACAUGUGUAACAACUUAGGAGAGAAGAGUAGAGCACUCCUGCCUCAGUCCUGAGGGAGAAAGAGGAAGGCAUUCUCUGGAAUCAUUUGGGAGAUUAUCAUUCACUUGAUUUUUGACUUGGGAAGCAGGAUGCAGUAGAAAUCUAUAUUGUAAUUGUAAUUUUUAGUUAGGAUUAAGCAUUUUGCUAGCCAGCCAGAUUUGUUUCUUUGCCUUGAAAUAAUAUUUAUCUUGAGUUGUGACCUCAUAGUUGAUUUUUGGUUGUACAUUCAAUAACUUAAUACAAUACAACUGCUGUUUAUCUGAUCUACCCUGUGUUCAGUGUGAUACAAGAUGAUUAUUAUUCUUUGGCAUGUGUAACACUAACUAUAGAAAGAGACAAAACCAAACAAUGAAAAAAAGAGCAAGACCUACAAAGUAGGAGACGUAAAAACUAUUCCCAGAACUCUGUAUGCAAUGUUUUAUUGUUAGUGUAGUUUAAUCAAGCAAAAAUUAUGUCCUACCUGUGAUGGCUUUGGAACUGUGGAUAAAACCAAAAGACUAGUGUUUCCAUUAAGUUUAAGCUGGCAUGUUAGAACUGGAAAACUCUCUAAGGCAUAACCUGUUGGCCAAAAUUUGAGAGGAGAAGGAAAAUGACUCCAGAGAUUGUUGAUUUUGUGUGUUUGUGUGUGUCUGUCUGUCUGUCUGUCUGUGAUGAUAUUCACAGCCUGGAGUUCUGAAAUUUAAAAGUUAUAAUAAAGUAUCAUAUUUUUAUCGAA